CAUUUCUCCGAUGUAGAGUAAAUAUUUUCUGCAUUAGUUUCAUUGAACUGUAAAUUAUCGGUAUUCCCAGUGGAAUAUGGGGUCUUCUAAUAGUUCUUUGUCUGUUCUAACUGAAGAUAUUUUAGAAGAGUAUACUAUACUAACAUAUUUGAGUAAGGCGGAGAUACUGAAUUUAUAUAAAAUAUUCAGCGCACUAGAUGAGAAGGGUGUCCUGCAAAAUCUGCACUACCGAUUUCCUUGCUACGUGGUCGAACACAUUUUUCCACAGUUGAAGUUUAACCCCUUGAAAGAUAGAAUAUUCAAUGUGUUUUCGUCACAUAAGGAUGGCAAAUUAUCUUUCGAAGACAUGUUAGACUUGUGCUCUGUAAUGUCAGACAAAUGUCCGGAAAAAGUCAAAGCUGCGUGGGCUUUUAGAAUAUACGAUUUUGAUGAUGAUGAUGCAGUCGGCGAAGACGAUUUGAUUGAAGUCAUAAAUAGAUUGACUGGUAGUGCUGGACAGAUUGAUAUAGAACAUCAGAAGCGCAUAAUUAAAAUUUUGCUAGAAGAAAUGGAUUUGGCGUCAAAUGGAAGUGUUGGUCAACUUGAAUUUGUACAUGCAGUUGGAAAAAUGUCUGAAUUUCCACAUUCGUUUUGUUUCCAUGUAUAGAUCAAAUAAACACCCAGUAUCUCAUGAAUCACAAAACAAAUUCGAAUUGUACUGAUUCUUACGUCGCAAUUAGCUUUUCAGAUGAAAUUGUCAUUCAUUUAAAA
This is a messenger RNA of Anoplophora glabripennis (Asian longhorned beetle), 750 nucleotides long. Its product is annotated as calcium and integrin-binding protein 1. The record is from RefSeq and is a predicted model, not a curated record. Gene Ontology annotation, molecular function: calcium ion binding. The transcript has 5 exons. The coding region runs from base 77 to 646 and encodes 189 amino acids. Lineage: Eukaryota; Metazoa; Arthropoda; Insecta; Coleoptera; Cerambycidae.